UUCCACACCAAUCAACACUGCGUGAGGGAGGAGAAAGAGAUCUAUUCAACUCCAAAACUCAAAAUUCUCAGAUCCAAAUCCUAACGAAAAUGUCGAACUUUGCCGGAGAUGAAACUGCUCCCUUCUUCGGCUUCCUUGGCGCCGCCGCUGCCCUCGUCUUCUCAUGUAUGGGGGCAGCUUAUGGAACAGCAAAGAGUGGUGUUGGAGUGGCGUCAAUGGGAGUGAUGAGGCCAGAGUUGGUGAUGAAGUCCAUUGUGCCAGUGGUUAUGGCUGGUGUGUUAGGUAUUUAUGGCUUGAUUAUUGCUGUGAUCAUCAGUACUGGGAUUAACCCCAAAACAAAGUCGUAUUACCUAUUUGAUGGCUAUGCUCAUCUCUCAUCUGGUCUUGCUUGUGGUCUUGCUGGUCUUUCUGCUGGAAUGGCUAUUGGUAUUGUUGGAGAUGCUGGUGUUAGGGCUAAUGCACAACAACCCAAGCUUUUUGUCGGAAUGAUCCUCAUUCUCAUUUUCGCUGAAGCCUUGGCUCUUUAUGGGCUUAUUGUUGGCAUUAUCUUGUCUUCCCGAGCUGGGCAGUCUAGAGCCGAGUGAAGUUAACUCCAUUCUUACCGCACUGUGUGUGGUUUCUGAAGACCAAGACAGCUAAAGCCUAAAGUCAGAGAUCUAAUAUGUGUAUUGUUAUUCAUGACACCACAGCUGCCACUUUUGGUGUUAUGAUCUGUUUGUAGAAGUAGGAAUUCUUUUUUUUCUACUUAAUAAUAGCUUAAAGAGCUGUGCAAUUUGGUCUGUAUUUUUUGUGUAUUUUGCACUCAUUAUUUGUGAACAGUUUGAGAACUAUUUAUUUUCUAAGAUUUGUGCACGUAUGAACCACUUUUCAUCUAUAUACCACCAUGUUUAUUCUGCAUCUAUGGGAUUGAGUUUGAAUAUUCGUUGAUCAA
This is a messenger RNA of Solanum lycopersicum (tomato), 931 nucleotides long. Its product is annotated as vacuolar proton ATPase proteolipid subunit. Lineage: Eukaryota; Viridiplantae; Streptophyta; Magnoliopsida; Solanales; Solanaceae. Gene Ontology annotation, cellular component: membrane; proton-transporting V-type ATPase, V0 domain. Gene Ontology annotation, molecular function: proton-transporting ATPase activity, rotational mechanism. The record is from RefSeq and is marked validated. Gene Ontology annotation, biological process: proton transmembrane transport.